UCAAUCAUCGCACAUGUGUUUCUGUAUCGUUUAUAUUUAGUUUAGAAUGGUUUUUGCUCACAGGCGCUUUGUCAACAACUGAUUUCAAUAUUGUUUUUUUUUCUGCUUCGGCUCAGUCAAAUAUUUGAGGCGGUGCAAUUUAUGCAAUCAGUUCGUCACUCGAAUUUAACUGAAAAGAUAUCAGAUCUGCGGGCAGCUUGAAUGAGAAGAUGAAAUCACACCCACCAUCGGCGCAUAUAGUCGAAUCCAAUUACCUCUCCCGGAACACGCUUAUCUGCUGCGGUAGCUUCGCACUGACAAACAAACACGGAUUGCCUGGUUAAAUAUCACCAGCGAAUACCGUACUGGCAUCAUUCACGGAGACUGAGCUGACGAGUGAUAACAGCAAGUGCAAAAGUUGUAAUGGAAGCUGCCAAGGUUAAGAUGGGCAAAAACCCACGCCAGGAUGCCGGUCUACUGUCGGUUCUGACGUUCUGGUGGACUAUCGAUAUGUUUCGAGAGGGCUCGACCAGAACGCUGGGGCUAUCGGAUCUGUACAAGCCGCUGGAGGAUGACCUCGCCGACAAGCUGGGAGAUCGGCUGGAAAAAAACUGGCAGCAGCAACUUCAAAUAUCACACAAAAAUCCAAAAGUCAAACCAUCGCUUGUAAAAGCAAUAUUCCGCACAUUUCAACGCGAUUGGAUUCUACUGUCCGUUGUUACAGUCUUUGGCGAAAUUAUACUAAGAAUCGCUCAGCCGAUUUUGUUGGGAAGGCUUCUGUUAUACUUCAGGCGACAAUCCGACAUCAGCUACGAGCAGGCGCUUUAUUACGCGACGGGAAUGGUCGCGACGAAAGCCGCCAGUAUCGUGCUGGACAAUCAGUAUGCGAUCAUCACCUGCUUAACUGGCGUUCGAACCCGAAUAGCCGUCUGCAGUCUUCUGUAUCGGAAAUCACUACGACUUUCUCGUAACGCGCUAGGAGAUACAUCUGCCGGAAAAGUUGUCAACCUAAUGUCCAACGACGUCAACCGGUUCGAUAUUGUCGCUUACCUGGUGUGCUACAUGUGGUCCGCCCCUCUGCUGACAAUCGUUGUCGUAAUUCUGCUGUGGUACGAGGUUGGCUGGGCUGGCCCUUUGGGUAUGGUAGUGAUCUUCGCCACAUCGCUGGUACAAUCAUUCUUCAGCAAGCUAACAUCCCGGUAUCGUCUUCUAACAGCACUGAGAGCCGACGAACGAAUUCGGCUGAUGGAUGAAAUUCUAUCAGGAAUUCACGUGAUCAAAAUGUAUGCUUGGGAGAAGCCAUUCGCUAAACUGAUAUCCUUGGCCAGACGAUCGGAGCUCAAAGUCGUACUAAGAAGCGGAUUGAUUCGCGGACUUUUCAUGACCUUCCAACUGUUCACUACCAGAGCGGCGCUGUUUGCAACCAUGAUCGCGCUGCUUCUGAUGCAGGAAGACGUCACUGCUGCCAAAGUGUUCGUCGUAGCUAGUUACCUGAACAUAGUCGCGCACCAGAUGUCCGGUAUGUUUGUGCGAGGAGUAGCGGAGAUAGCUGAAGGGUUAGUAGCAACUCGGAGACUACAGCGAUUUUUGGAGUAUGGUGAAAUUCAGCAGCAGAUUAAGGAAGAAAAGCAAGAUACAAAAUUGCUUCCUGAUGUGGCGAUUUCUAUGCGUUCCGUAACCGCUCGUUGGGAUGCUGCUUGGGAAGGCAAUGAAGAUCGUCCUCCUACGCUAAAUAAUUUGGACAUAGAUUUUCCUAGAGGCAAGCUGAUUGGAAUCGUAGGUCCUAUUGGCUCCGGCAAAUCUUCAAUUUUGCAAGCAAUUCUCAACGAACUUCCUCUUGAAUCAGGAAAGAUUAUUUCAAAUGAAACAAUAUCUUAUGUUAGCCAGGAGCCUUGGCUGUUUGCGGGUAGUGUUAAACAAAACGUUCUUUUCGGUACCCCGAUGGAUAAGAAGCGCUACCGGUCGGUCCUACGAGUAUGCGCCUUAGAGGACGAUCUGGAGCAAUUCCCGGACGGUGAUGAAACCUUGGUCGGUGAGCGGGGAAUUUCGCUUUCCGGUGGUCAGAAAGCUAGAGUUUGCUUGGCACGAGCGGUUUACAAAAUGUCCGAUGUAUACCUUCUGGAUGAUCCAUUGAGUGCCGUAGAUGCCCACGUGGCGAGACAUCUGUUUGAUUUAUGUGUCGGCGCUAAAGGAUUGCUAGGCAGACAAAAAGCAACCAGAAUACUGGUGACACAUCAAGUUCAUUUUCUGGUAGAGUCGGAUUGGAUCAUCGUUAUGAAUGAGGGCAAAGUGGAAGCUCAGGGGACCCCGUAUGAUUUGAUGCAGCAAGGGAUAGACCUGUUAAAUUUUACAGAGCCUGUUGGCCAAGAAAACACGGAUCAUGAUACAAAUUUCAAUCGGCAAGUGUCGCAAAUGUCGGUUGCUUCAUCACUAUCAGAUUGCAAUGAAACCGCAGAGAUUGUCGAUACUGAUCGGGAUGUAAAAAAUGCUGAGCAAACAUUCGAAAAGUCCUCAGAAAAUACACUUCACAGCUCCCUGUUCCUGGAUUAUGCAGCUGGAGCCGGAAGUUGGCUAGUCCUAUGUGGAUUGAUACUACUGUUUCUGGCUACUCAGCUGAUUGUUAGCUUUGCCGACUACUGGGCAUCUUUCUGGGUAUCUCAGGAAGAAUUAAGAACGUUUAUAACUGUUCAGAAUGAUACAAAUACAGCAGAAUCGAAUGUUCCGCUAAGUACAGAAAUUUGCGUCUAUGUUCAGAGUGCGGCUGUCGCUGGUAUAUUUAUUUUCGGGUUGGUUAGAGCUAUUGGUUUUUAUUGUUCCUGUGCACGCGCAUCGCAAUCCAUCCACGAUUGGUCCUUCAAUGGUUUCAUCUCUGCUACCAAGCGAUUCUUCGACACUAACCCCGCCGGACGCAUACUGAACCGCUUUUCGAAAGAUCUCGGUUCUAUGGACGAAUUACUACCGAAAGCAAUUCUAGAUGCAACACAAGCCACACUCGCGAUGGUCGGUGCCAUGCUUGUUAUUCUGGUGGUGCAGCCAUUUUUCGCCAUUCCGAUACUGGUACUGCUUGGAGUUCUUCUGUACGCCAGGAAGAUCUAUAUGGGGACAUCUCAGAAUACCAGACGACUGGAGGGGAUUACCCGAUCACCCGUCUUUACACAUAUUUCAACGACACUGAAUGGUCUACCAACGAUCCGCUCGUUCGGUGUGCAAAAGCUUCUAAUCUCCGAGUUCGACCAGCACCAGAAUGUGAACACCGGAGCCUACUUCAUGUUUCACUGCGGCAGAAUCGCCUUCGGAAUGGUACUGGACCUUAUAUUCUUUACAUUUCUGAUCAUAGUUACGUUCAGCUUCCUACUGAUAGAUACGAAUGCUCUGGGCGAUAAGGUAGGUCUAGUUGUGACACAGAUCACCUCCCUUGCCGGGAUGCUACAAUUUGGGGUGCGCCAAACUGCGCAAAUGUUCAACCAUCUGAUAGCAGUUGAACGACUACUGGAAUACAAGAAUUUACCUGCAGAAACGCAGCCAGCCGAAGACACCAAUCAAAUCAAGAAAAAAGAGUGGCCCUCAAAUGGCCAAAUAAAAUUCCACAAUGUUAGCUUCAGAUAUUUCGACGGGGCACCUCCUGUACUUCGUGGACUAUGUUUUGAAAUUAAACCAAAGGAAAAAGUAGGAAUCGUUGGUCGAACAGGUGCCGGUAAAUCCUCGAUUGUUGGUGCACUUUUUAGAACGGCGAUUGUCGAUGGUGAUAUUACAAUUGAUGGUGUGGGCACCGAUCAAAUCACUCUGGAAACGCUACGAUCCAACAUAUCCAUCAUUCCACAGGAUCCAGUACUAUUCAGCGGGACUCUACGCAAGAAUCUCGACCCGUUCGAUAAGUACUCUGACAUUGAAUUGUGGAAAGCUUUGGAGUUGGUAGAAUUGAAAGACAUUGCCAGCGGCCCGUUGGGUCUUCAAACUUUCGUCGCGUGUGCAGGGUCGAACUUCAGCGUCGGCCAACGCCAGCUUUUGUGCUUAGCCAGAGCAGUCCUGCGGAACAACAAAAUUUUGGUUCUGGAUGAAGCUACUGCCAAUGUGGAUCCCGAAACUGAUCGUCUGAUACAGCUCACCAUCAGAGAGCGUUUCGUAGACUGCACAGUCCUAACGAUUGCCCACCGUCUUAACACGAUCAUGGAUUAUGAUCGCAUUCUGGUAAUGAGCGAUGGAGAAGCAGUGGAGUUUGGAACUCCAUACGAACUGUUACAACUGCCCCAUGGAGUGUUCCGAGAUAUUGUCCUCGCGACUGGAUCUGCGGAAGCGGAGAAUCUUAUCAAUAUGGCUAAGAGAUAGUGGUUGUAUUUUUACAGUACAAGUUAAAGUUACUUAUUAGAUCAAUUAAUGUGAACAAUUAUUAUUGUGUACAAAGUUUGUACUUAUGUCUAAAAUAGGACAAUAA
Messenger RNA from Topomyia yanbarensis, 4411 nucleotides. Its product is annotated as ATP-binding cassette sub-family C member 4-like. NCBI's taxonomy places the organism in Eukaryota, Metazoa, Arthropoda, Insecta, Diptera, Culicidae. Gene Ontology annotation, biological process: transmembrane transport. The coding region runs from base 403 to 4305 and encodes 1300 amino acids. Gene Ontology annotation, cellular component: membrane. The record is from RefSeq and is a predicted model, not a curated record. The transcript is spliced from 10 exons. Gene Ontology annotation, molecular function: ATP binding; ABC-type transporter activity; ATP hydrolysis activity.